AUGGCCGAAAAGGCUGAUAAACAAGAUCCUUUGUUAAUGAAAGAUCGGGACAUGUUUUACACAUUUCUGGCAAAGUAUGGGGCUCGACCCUCUGUACCCAGAGAAGAUUGGGCUCAAGAUAAUUGGGCAAACUUGCAGAAUGUAGUGGACCAAGUGACCUCUUUACAGACUGAAGUUAAAGUUAGAUCAGGUAAGGGCAAAACUAUAGUCUGUGCCAUUUUAGGAGCCAGCCUGGUCGCAGCAAUCGAAGAUCGCCUUAGAAAACAUAGCAAUGAAAACAAAAUUAUAGAAUCCCUUGAAAAUUUGGUGAAAGUUCUGCAAAAAGUGAAUUAUGACUUAGAACAACAAUUAGAGAAAGAAAGGGAAGAAAACCGCUUGUUAAAAACCACUCUGAAGGCAAAAUGCUCUAAAGACACUGAAGUCCUGAGUGUAAUAGAGCUGGAAGUAGAGGAAAAGGGUAUUUGACAAAUAAACCCAAUAUACCCUCAGAAGGAGUUGGAAGAGGCGAGAAAAUGUUUUGUGGAAAACCCUCAAGUGAGACCCUUAAUUAAAACAGAAUAUACUUAUCUGAAUGAGGACGAUGAUGAUCCUCACAUUACAACCAAAGAGAUACCAUAUACUGCCACUGAGCUAACCAAACUGAAAAGAGAGUAUGGGCGCCUUCCUAAAGAAUCCGAAACGGAGUACGUGUGGCGCGUAUCCCUAACUGGGGGGGACCAAAUUCAAUUAAGUGAAAAGGAAGCUGGUGGCUAUUGGGGUCACAGAGUUUUCUUGACAACAGGAGAUAAACGUGCCCCAUGGUCCCUAACCCAGCGAGCUGCUUAUUGGGCUGGAGGAUUGAACCCUUUGGACAGAGAGGAUCCCCUGGCAAUCACUGGCACAGCUGAUCAAUUUUUAGAAAGUGUACACAAAGCAGCCUUACAAAUGAUACAUGAAAGACAAUUAAUUCCCGGAUGUGAAUCCCUAAUGAUGCUGCCGGUGAAUCCCAAAAUCAUGACCCCCUUGAUAAGGGGACUUCCAGAGUCACUCAAACCUACGGGGGUUAGCCUUCAAAGGACCAUCGUGUCGAUGGGCCCUGUAGAAAGGCUGGAAGGUUUUAUUAGAAGCCAGAGAAAUGAAACACCGGAUUCAGUUUCUUCCCACCAUACGACCUCAGCAUCAAGUAAUAAAAGGAUAUGGACCUGGGGGCAAGUAGCACAAGAAUUGAUAGAUUAUAGUAGGAAAUAUGGUCCUGUAAAAAUCCCAGAGGAAAAGUCGAGGGGAAUCUGCCAAAUAGAAGUUGAGGAUUUGCCCCUCCCCACCAGUAAAACUGUAGCUGCCGCUGAUGUCCUGAGAAAGGAGCAUCCGCACCAUAAAACAGGAAAGGGAGGACAGUCCAUGACUCGACAACAGUGGUGGCUUUUGGGAAUUAAAAUGGGAGUCCCCAGGGAUAUAAUGGAUGGCUUACCCUUUGAUAAAUUGAGCAAGGUAGUUUUGAAGUGGCAUAAUCCAAAACAACCCUCUCAUACACAGGGCAGGAAAAAAAUAUCACCCGAUACACCCUCAACUGCCCCCGCUGAGAAAGCUGUUUCCCAUGAGCAGGGAAGCUAG
Molecule: messenger RNA, 1590 nt
Organism: Falco peregrinus (peregrine falcon)
Lineage: Eukaryota; Metazoa; Chordata; Aves; Falconiformes; Falconidae
Source: RefSeq, a predicted model, not a curated record